Rhodamnia argentea is the source of this 1094-nucleotide messenger RNA. Its product is annotated as protein LSD1. The transcript is spliced from 7 exons. The coding region runs from base 265 to 798 and encodes 177 amino acids. Lineage: Eukaryota; Viridiplantae; Streptophyta; Magnoliopsida; Myrtales; Myrtaceae. The record is from RefSeq and is a predicted model, not a curated record.
UCCUUAAACUCCUUGGUCCAAGUCCAACAAUCGAUCCAUCGAGAGACAAAAACCAUAACGCGCAAGGCGAACAGAGACGCGAUCGGGCCAACGGGCAUCCCCGAUUCAGAGGCCAACCGCCGCGCCCGCGGCCGACAACCGACGUCUCCGGUGCCCCUCCCCGGCACCUUGGGCGCCGUCCGCGUCCGGAGUAUCCUCGACCCCGAUUUCGAGGCUUGGUCGCUGAGACUCGAGGCGAAGAAUUGCAUCGAUAGCUUUGCAGCUAUGCAGAGUCAACUCGUCUGUAGUGGCUGUCGAAGCCUUCUUCUUUAUCCAAGAGGGGCUUCAAAUGUUUGCUGUGCAUUAUGUAGCACAAUAACCUCUGUUCCUCCUCCUGGUUCAGAAAUGGCCCAGCUUAUAUGUGCAGGUUGCAGGACACUGCUUAUGUACUCCCGUGGGGCUUCCAGCGUGAGAUGCUCCUGCUGUCACACUGUGAACCUUGCACCAGUCACACCACCUUGCAAAAAAGCUUCUCAUAUAAAUUGUGGAAACUGCCGGACGAUGCUGAUGUACCCAUAUGGAGCUCCAUCUGUGAAGUGUGCAAUCUGUAACUACAUUACUAAUGUUGGCGCGAGCAAUCCGAGGGUUUAUGUUCCAUCACAAAGACCCGAUGGACCACAGUCAGGGACAACGCCGUCUACUUCAACGUCAAUGCCCCAAUCUACUCAAACUGUAGUGGUUGAGAACCCCAUGUCUGUUGAUGAGAGUGGCAAACUGGUGACUAAUGUUGUUGUCGGCGUCACGACAGAGAAACGGUGAUCCAUUUCCAUCCGUCGAAUAUGGACAUUAUUGGUUGUGUAUAUGAUGUGAGAAGGACAUUGACAUUAGUACUUCCAGUGCAUUCAGAUUCCUGUCACUGUAUUGAGGAUCUUGUAAAAACUUGUCUCAUUUGUUUGGCCCUAUAAUACUUAUAGAGUGAAUAAAAGUCUUGAUAUUCCUGCAUGAGCUUGGAAAAAAGGUAAUCUACUUUUAUCAGUUGGAUAUGGACAUGGAUGUUGGUUUGUACAUUAUGUGGAUAAUACCAUUUAUAUCUGCACUUCAAGCUCAUUCAGUCA